Molecule: messenger RNA, 4030 nt
Organism: Dermochelys coriacea (leatherback sea turtle)
Lineage: Eukaryota; Metazoa; Chordata; Testudines; Dermochelyidae
Gene: LRRC38
Product: leucine rich repeat containing 38
Exons: 2
Coding region: 321-1196 (291 amino acids)
Cellular component (GO): voltage-gated potassium channel complex
Molecular function (GO): voltage-gated potassium channel activity; transmembrane transporter binding; potassium channel activator activity
Source: RefSeq, a predicted model, not a curated record
UUCCUUUAAUCUGCAAAAACAGGGGAGUCCUUCAAAGCUCAUCCAUCCGCUCAGUCAUCUCUCUCUUCCCUACACUCUACAGCAUUCUAAAUCCCUGAUAGUGUAAAUCCUUGCAUUUGCUUCCCUCCCUCUCUCCCUCAGUCACACACACUCUCUCUCUCCCGCUCCUCCCUAGUCGGCUGCUAUCUGAUCUAUGAUGAUAUGUGAUCUCUUGGAUACACACACACAUACACACACACACCACCAGGCAUUGCUACCCAGCUGAGCAAAAUGUCUUUCUCCUAGCAGUGGUGCUCAUCAUAGCUUUCAAAUCCUUGACAAUGUGGCCAUGCUUUCCCCUCUGCCUUCUACUUUCUCCCUGUUUCUGCCUGCUCUUCUUACCCUUGGGGCAUCUUUGCCCUACUCUCUGUAGCUGUAUGGACUCCCACACUAUAGACUGCAGGGAUCAAGGACUCCCCAGUGUUCCUAAUCUGUUUCCACUGGAUGUACGGAAACUUCUCAUAGCUGACAACAACAUUCAGGCUAUACCAGCUGAUUUCUUUAUAUUUUAUGGAGAUCUAGUCUACUUGGACUUCAGGAAUAACUCAAUCACCUCCUUAGAAGAGGGAACUUUCAGCAGUUCCACCAAACUGGUGUUUUUAGACCUAAGCUACAAUAAUUUAACGCAGCUUGAUGCUGGGAUCUUCAAGUCGGCAGAGAAGCUGAUAAAAUUAAGCCUUGGGAAUAAUAACCUAGUGGAUGUGGACGAGGCUGCUUUUGAGAACCUGGAACAGCUCCAAGUGUUAGAACUGAAUGACAAUAACUUGCAGAGCCUCAACGUGGCUGCCCUGGAUGCACUUCCAUCCCUUCGGACUAUACGUCUAGAGGGCAACCCAUGGGUCUGUGACUGUGACUUUGCCAACCUCUUCAGCUGGAUACAAGAGAAUGCAUCCAAGCUUCAGAAAGGUCUACGUGAACUCCAGUGUUCCCUGCCUGUGGAAAACAGAAGAAUCUUUCUGGACGAAUUAUCUGAGGUCAGCUUCAGUGAAUGCAAAUUUAGUUUGUCGUUAACGGACCUGUUGAUCAUCAUCUUCUCUGGAAUCGCGGUCUCCAUCGCCGCCAUUCUGUCAAGCUUCCUCUUGGCGACACUGGUGCAUUGCUUCCAGAGAUGCGCUCCCAGCAAAGAUGACGACGACGAAGAAGACAGCGAGGACUGAAGCUUUCCUGUAUUUAAAUAUCCCUCGUUUAUAGAUUACUGAGUCAACAGCCAAUGUCAAAGAAGAAGAAGAAGAAAGAAAGAAAAGCAAACCUAGAUCUCUUGACACUGGAUCUGUUUCUGUGGAGUUCAGUCAAAUGUUGCAUUUAAACUCAGGGUGGGGCUAGGGGAGGAAGAAAGAGGGGAAUGAAUCCAAAAGAAGUCCCAGUGUUUGAAAAAGAUUGUCCUCAUGAUAGCAUAUGUACUUAAUAGAUUGUUCUAACUGCACCCUGAAAAGGGCCCACUGUAUGUAGCAUAGAUACAGAGCUUUCAGUUGGAAAUACAGAAGCAAUUUCAUAUGGUCUCCUCCCUCUGCCUGUGGAGGAGGAGAGUCAGGCAAAUGAACUCAACUUCCCAAAUUCAAUUACAUUGUUCUUGGAGCUGUAUAAACCAUUAUAGGAAGUUUGACAUUUUCUUUACACACAGUGUCUCUGUAAAGAUUCUUCCACAAGUCAGUGAUCCGAGUUAUGGGCCUCAUUCAAGCAAACAAACACUUCAAAUAAGCCAAUACUGUUCUAGGUCUCAACAACAAUAAAAAGCCUCUCAAGCAUUAGCUGCCGUUAAGCAGCUGCCCAGCAUACUUUUGGCCAGGGUAUAUAAAUAAUAGAUUUCCUUUUUGGUUUUGUGUGCAAUGAAGCAAAGACAACCCUUAGCACUGCAGUACUGGGUACCAGGCUCUUUAUCCUAAUGUAUCAUUCAAAUCCUGGAACAAUGCCGAGUGUCAUUAGCCACUUGAACAUCUUCACUAUAAUCAGCAGAGGGCCACUUUAACUGGAAUUGCAGUCUGCAUACAGCAAUGUACUGAAAUACUCUGGUGCAUUUGUUCUACUUCACUACAAACAGAGCUUCAUUAUACCCAAGUUCAUGACAAUGAGACCUGAGCAUGAAGGAGAACACUGAAUUUGAACAUCCCCAAAGGUUGAGAUGUUUCUUCUGAGCUUGCCUUUUAAAAUUGGUUCCCUCAACUGAACUGAAAAAGCCCCAGUCUCGGAGCAUUUGCAAUCUGGAUCAGAUCUGUCUCUGAGUUUUGAAGCUCAAGACUAGGUCUAGCUAGAAGUGGGUUCCAAGUAUGAGUAUACGAAGUUCUCAUUAUGAAAUACAAAACAAACCAUUAAAACAUUCAUACUUAAUGCAAUGGUUCACUCUCGGAAAGUUGAGAGAUCAUUGGAUCUGGAUUGUGAAUACCCACAAUAUUGGAGAGUUUGGCAUGGAGGUUUUAGCUUGGCCCAGCAUUGAGAUGAGGCCAAGGGUAAAAUGUGGCUGUGGAUCUUGGUGCAGAAUACAAAUCCCCAUCCAUAUUUAGUCACCAAUUCAGGGCAGGAUUUAAAUAUGUGCUGAAGCCCCAGUGAUUUCAGUAGAAUUGAAGCACAUGCUUAAGUGCUGUCCUGAAUAAGGAUGCUUUGAUGAAUCAGGGUCUUAGGAGGUACUCUCAUAGCAGAGAUGGUUUCUCCCUGCUCUCUGCCAAUCAUCCCAGCAGCGUUGUCACUGGAUAGAAGGUUUAUGUUAUGUUUCCAUGAGGCAGGGAUCACCAGGGAGUUUGUUCAGGAAGGGGGUUGACAUUUAUUAAAGAAUGUUUUAAAUCAUUUAUUUCUCCAGUGAGUCAAUAUUGAAUAAAUAGACAUGAUGAAAAAUUAUGAUUGCAAUGCAUGGAACUGGGGUGAGAUAUUAGAAGAACUGGGGAUCUUCUCCUACUCUUGCUCUGGCAGCAUGACAUAAUCAAUGAAAAUUAUUGGCCAAUAAGGCCCUGAUCUUGCAAGCAGAUCCAGGCGGGCGAAUCCUGGCAUUCACACACCCCUUAUUGACUUCAGUUGGACUUCAAGCAGGAGCAAGGGUCUGCUUGCAGAAUCUGGCUCUAAAUUAUUGUUUUGAAAUACUAAGGGCUCUGUUCUGCUCACAGUUGCACUGGUAUAAAUCCAGAAUAACACCAGUGAAAUCAAUGGAGUUAAUCCAGAUUGGCACCAGUGCAAACAAGAGCGGAAUCUGGCUCUAGGAUGUAUCAAUUCUGACUGUAUUAUAGGUCUUGUCAAAACUUGAUUUCAUCUAUAAAAGGGCAGAUAUUUUUGUUAAAAAGAUAAAUGAACAUUUAUUACAGGAGAUUUUUGGAAUAGCACUGGAUAGCUUUUUUGAACAAGUAUAUUUUUAAAAAAUUUGUCAUGGAAAUAUUUUUUUAAAAAUGUACAUACUGAAAAUAUUAUUUAGAAAAGCUACGAAGACUGAAAAUAGUACAAAAAAACAAAAACGAACAAAAAACGUCAAAGCAAGCCAAGAACUAUGCUCCAUUGUAGAAGACUCAGAUGUGACCAUAAGUAGCAUCUAGCUACUGUAAAAACCUGUAUUGUUUCUGUAAAACUUUUUUUUGCUAUGAUUUUGCCUUGCACUAUUCAUGCAGAUUGAUUUUUAUUGCAAUCACCCAAAUCCCUUGUAUCUAUAUUGUGUGCUAAUUGCUCAAGCUGAUGGGAGUGAAAUUUAAUUUGCCUAUUUGACAGGUGGUGUGGGUCAGUGGAUAGGGAACAAGACUGGAACUCAAGAGACCUGCGUUCAGGUUCCAACUCUGACUGUGACAGGUCUCAUUCCAUCUCUGUGCCUCAGUUUCCCUAUCUGUACUAGAGGGAUUAAUACUUAUUUAUCUUUACAAAGUGCUUUGAGAUCUGUGGGUGAAAAGCACUAUAUCUUGGGCUAGGUAUUAUUAUUACAUAAGCUAGGCUGGUGCACAAGACAUACAGUAAGUCUAAUUCUGAUUUUACAUCAGUAUAAUUCCAUUGAUGUCAGUGGAGUUACUUCUCAUGUACACCAGGG